Molecule: messenger RNA, 840 nt
Organism: Arabis nemorensis
Lineage: Eukaryota; Viridiplantae; Streptophyta; Magnoliopsida; Brassicales; Brassicaceae
Source: the annotation of a GenBank genome assembly
AUGGCGUCUGCUCCGAAGCAAAACCCUUCGAAACCACCAAGGCAUCCAUCUCCCAACACUGCUUCAAUUCCAAUUAAAUCCGGUGUAUUGGAAGAAUCCCAAUUUCGAAACCCUAAUAAUCCCACCACAAGCGUCUCGAAUUCGCCGAUUUCGAUGGCUGUGGAGGAUCAGAUCCUUGGGCGUUCCAUUCACUUAACACGACCGGAGCUUCUCCGACGCCGAUCGCAUAACCUGAAACAGCUCGCUAAAUGCUAUAGAGACCAUUACUGGGCUUUAAUGGAAGAUCUCAAGGCGCAACACAGAGAGUAUUACUGGAAGCAUGGUGUUAGUCCUUUCAGAGAAGAUAAGCCUCAGCAAAACAAGAGACGUAAAGUUGGGAUUGAAGGUGAGAUUAUAGAUGAAAUUGGCGUUGAAGGUAGUGGAGACAAUGAUAACAACAAUGGUGUUAAUAACUGUGUGGCUUGUGGUAAUGGUUGCAAAUCCAAGGCAAUGGCACUAUCGAAUUACUGUCAGCUUCAUAUUCUCUCGGAUAAAAAACAGAAGCUUUACACUUCUUGUACUUAUGUCAAUAAAAGAACUCAGUCUAAAGCAAUAACUUGUCCAAAGCCAACACUUGCAUCGACUGUUCCUGCCUUGUGUAAUGUGCACUUUCAGAAAGCGCAAAAGGAUGUUGCUCGGGCUUUGAAAGAUGCUGGUCAUAAUGUUUCUUCAACAAACAAGCUUCCCCCAAAACUACAUGACAUAGUAGCUGCAUUUGUGUAUCAUAUUCAAGCGAAAAGAAAGGGUUUACGGAAAGAGGGGAAAUUGAAAAGCAUAGUAAAAGAAGAAAAUACAAGCUAA